Messenger RNA from Callorhinchus milii (elephant shark), 2833 nucleotides. It is a transcript of the gene pnisr, whose product is annotated as PNN-interacting serine/arginine-rich protein. Gene Ontology annotation, molecular function: RNA binding. NCBI's taxonomy places the organism in Eukaryota, Metazoa, Chordata, Chondrichthyes, Chimaeriformes, Callorhinchidae. The record is from RefSeq and is a predicted model, not a curated record. Gene Ontology annotation, cellular component: presynaptic active zone; nuclear speck. The transcript is spliced from 11 exons. The coding region runs from base 35 to 2524 and encodes 829 amino acids.
UAGGUUUUCAACAUCUGAAAUUCAACAGUUGAAGAUGUGGGAUCAAGGUGGCCAACCCUGGCAGCAGUGGCCUUUGAGCCAGCAACAGUGGAUGCAGUCAUUUCAGCAGCAACAGGAUCCAAGCCAGAUAGACUGGGCAGCAUUAGCACAAGCAUGGAUUGCACAGAGAGAGGCCACCGAGGAACCUGUAACAACACCUCAGCCAGUGAUCAUACCCAAUGGGCAGGCAGUACAUGCCAUAGAAAAUGCUCCAGACAACCAUGCAAAUUUUCCAGGAGAUCCUAAUUUCAACAGAAUGUGGGAACAAGACUGGGGAAUGCAGCAGCACCAUCGACCACCUCACCCACCACCUGAACAGCAGUGGAUUCCAACCCCAGCCCCUAUGGAAAUAGCCCCUCCAGCUGAAGACAGCAGCCAGGAUAGUGGUGAGUUCACACCGGAAUCCAGACGUAUGUUCAAUCAAGUCAAUAACAACAAUUUUGGAGGAGCGCCGGAAAACUUUGGGAUGGGAGCGGCUCCAGUCAGCCAGUUUGAUUAUCAGCAUGGGGCAGCUUAUGGUCCUCCAGGAGGAUUUCAUCAGCCUUUCUGGCAACCUGGACCACCACCAAAUCGUAGAGAGCGUCCGUCUUACAGAGAUCGGCCACGCUCACCCAUAGCAGUAAAACCAGACCCUCCUGCUCUUGACGCUGUGAAACGCAGAACCUUGCCAGCUUGGAUCCGUGAGGGACUGGAGAAGAUGGAACGGGAAAAACAGAAAAAACUUGAAAAAGAAAGGUUAGCAAAAGAACGAGCACAAUCUUCAAAACACAAAGAAGAUCCAGAAGAAGUACAUGAAGAAACUGAUGGACCCAGAUUGCCGCACAAAAGUAAAUUUGACAGUGAUGAUGAUGAUGAGGAAUAUGAACCUACUGAAACCAAAAUUAGUGACAAGCCAAGCCGGAGUCCUUCUCCUGUCACUCAAGAGGAACAGAGUGAACCAGAAAUGACUGAAGAAGAAAAGGAAUUUCAGAUGAUGAUAAUGAUGAAAAUGCUGCUUACUGAGGUCCUUCUGGAAGUGACCAAUGAAGAGAUCUAUAAUGUUGCGAGGGAAGCUCACCGGAAAGCCACUAAAGCUCCUGCAAAGCAGCUGGCACAGUCCAGUGCACUGGCUUCUCUGACUGGACUUGGUGGACUGGGCGGGUAUGGCUCUGACAGUGAAGAUGAAAGAAGUGAGCGAGCCUCCGAGUCGUCUGAUACAGACGAUGAAGAACUUCACCGUAGAAUUCGACAGAAACAAGAGGCUUUCAGACGCAAAGAGAGGGACCUGCAGCUACUGCUACAACUCCUACAACAGCAACAGCAGGAGAAACAAAUCGAAGAUGUAAAACAUCAAGUAGAGGGCAAAAUUUUCAGGGAGGUGGAUGUUAAAGAACAGAGUAAAGAACAUGGUAGCAGUGCAGUUAAACAUGAGGGGAAAGAGAAAGAUUUUGAAACCGUUACUGAAAAGAAAAGAAAUCACAGUGAAACUGAACUCAACCCAGAUUUGAGCAAACCCUCUAGUGAGAAAAAUACAAAGGAGAAAGCGGCAAGAAACAGAAGUUCCUCCAGUAGCAGUAGUGGGAGCAGCAGCAGUGGUACCAGUAGCAGCAGCAGCAGCAGAUCAAGGAGCUCCACGUCAAGCACUAGUACAGGAAGCAGUAGCAGCUCUUCCCAUUCCUUUUCCCCUAAGAGGAAGAAAAAGCGGAGCCGUAGCAGGUCUCCUUCCAACAAAGCUAGGCGAAACAGUAGAAGCCAAAGUUAUUCCCGUAGGCGCAGGAGAGAGAGGAGCAGGAGCAGGGAUAGACGCAGGAGAAACAGCAGAAAUGGGAGUUGGGAUAGAGAAAGGCGAAGGAACCGCAGUGGGUCUCGGGACGGAAAGAGCAGGGAUAGAAUCAGGAGUAGAAGUAAAAGUGAUGCCAAGCGCGCUAGUCGCAGUAAGAGCAAGGAAAGACGUAGGACUCCUGAAAGACGUAGGAGUGACAAGAGUGGGAUAAGGCAUCGAAGCAGUAAGGAAAGGGAUAGGAAGAAAGAUAGGAGCAAAAGUACAGAGAGGGAUAAAAAGAAAGAGGAAAAGAAACGGGAUAAAGAAAAGGAUCAGGACAAAAAGAGAGACAAGCAGAGAAGCAAGGAUAAACAGAAAGAGGAUAAUGAUAAUAGUAAAUCAAAUAGUCAGGAUGAGAGUAAGUUGAAGCGAAAAAGGGAUUCAGUGAGGACUUAUUCACGCAGUGACUCAUCUAGUAAGCUUCCACAGCAGUACUCUAGACAAGAUAGUGAGUCUAGUAAAAAAAGUUCCACAAAGGAUGGUAAAAAACACUCCGACACAGAAUCUAGUGCAAGGAGCAGCUCUCGUUCUCCGGAUAGCGGCAGAGAAAAGAAGUCAAAGAAAUCUAAACGCAGUCGCUCAAGAUCAGUGGAAAAAUCUCAAAGGUCUGGUAAGAAGGCAAGCCGCAAACACAAGUCUAAGUCACGAUCAAGGUCGAGAACUCCUAAUAACCGUAAGCAUUGAGGGGGAAAAAUUGUCUGGCAUCCUUUGCCAUGAUGAUCUUGAAAAAUUCCAUGAGUUUUGGAGGAUUGUCUCAUUAUAGAGGCAUACGUGACAACUGUGUAGGUGUUUAUAUGUAUAUAGGUGUACAUUUUUUCAAGUGCUGUCUAUAGUUCAGUGCUUGCUUAAGGUUUUAUUUGUAUUGCAUUCUUCCAAGAUUAUUAUUCACACUGUAAACAGUUUGCUUUCAGCUGUAACGUUUUAACAUUAAACUUAACACUGACCUGUAGUUUGCUGUCAAUAAACUUUUCAGAUUGGCUUUGUUAAAAUAAA